Molecule: messenger RNA, 2955 nt
Organism: Phyllotreta striolata
Lineage: Eukaryota; Metazoa; Arthropoda; Insecta; Coleoptera; Chrysomelidae
Source: the annotation of a GenBank genome assembly
GUCAAAUUGAAAUGUCAAGGUUAAUGAAAAUAAAAACAAAUACAAACAAAUGCACUGAUUACAAAUAGUGCAAAACAAAACUGAUACCCUUACCCUUGGAUAAAAAUAAAACACCAAAUUGAGAUAAAUUUUAUGCAUGCGCAAGUGCCCUACCCACUGCUCAAUGAUAAUGGCAUUUUUAAUAAAUUGAAUAUUGAAUUUAUACAAUUUUUGAUGUCAUGUUAAUUAAUAGAUCUGUUCAAAACAAGAAAUUAUUUUUGACUUCGUUGUUGGUGGUUUGUUUAGUGACGUUAUUUAUUUUCUCCAAAUAUUCUUUACUAGGUAUUGAAGAUAGGAAGGAGCGAUUAAAAUUGAUAGAUCAAUUGAUUAAAACGCAAGCCAGUAAUUUAGCAUGCAGGCAACCAAAUCUUCCGGUGAAAUCCCCGGAAAUUAUGAAAUUCGUUCGUACAGUUCCAAAAAUAGAUUGCACAAAAUCAGGAUUCGAUUGGGUGAAAUGUAGGGGUUCGAAAUGCAAGAUUCAAGAGAGUGCUAACAUACAAUAUGGACCUGUAAAAUGUUACUUUACAGACAUUUUCAGGAAAACAGAUUUUGGCCUGACUUAUAGCAAACCAGUUAAAAGAACUACUUAUAAUCUAAAAAAAAGCGAUGUUGUAAAAAUAUACUGUUCAGCAGAGGAUAAAAUUUGGUCUUCUACUGUUGUGGGUAUCAGAAAGGACGAAACUGUCUGGAACAAUUCAAACUGGAGUAAACUACCAGAAAAUGCUAUAAAAAUGAACGUACUUAUGUUCGGUUUUGAUUCGCUCUCUAGAAAUUCAUUUAUUAGGAAAUUGCCAAAAAGUUAUAAAUUCCUCGAGACUGUACUAGAGACUGAUGUAUUGAAAGGUUACAACAUAAUAGGCGAUGGAACUCCUCAAGCUUUAAUACCCAUACUCACAGGCAAAACGGAAUUAGAAUUACCAGACACCCGCAAAAGGGUAAAAAAUUCCAAAUUUGUAGAUUCGUAUCCGUUUAUCUGGAACGAUUACAAAAAAUCUGGAUACGUUACGGCAUUCUUGGAGGACGUUCCCAAAACAGGAACUUUCACCUACAGAUUGAACGGUUUCAAAAAACCUCCUACAGACCAUUACAUGCGGCCUUAUUACUUGGCUCUUCUAAAAGAAGAAAGUAAAUGGCCUAAAUAUUGCGUAGGUGAGAAUCCGAAACAUAAAAUUAUGUUCAAUCUUGUUAAAGAUUUUUUCAAAGUUUACAAAUCCAAGCCUAAAUUUCUAUUUGGAUUUCACGGAGAACUCUCUCAUGACGACUACAAUCUCGUUGGUGUAGCAGACGAUGAUCUCUUAAAGUUUUUGACUGAUUUGUAUAAUUCCGGGGCUUUAAACGACACCAUUUUAAUAUUAAUGGCUGAUCACGGACAUAGGCAAGUAAAAGGCCACAAAUUUGCUGAAAUAAGAAAUACCAUUCAAGGCAAGCAAGAAGAGCGCUUGCCAUUCUUUUCCUUUACAUUUCCAAAAUGGUUCAAAAAUUACCACCAACGGCUCUAUAAAAAUUUUAAAAGUAACCUCGACAUACUCACAACCCCUUUCGAUAUCCACAAAACGUUACAAAACGUAUUACAAAUGGACGAUACAUCUGAUACCAGUCAAAGAUCCAUAUCGCUUUUCUCCAAAAUACCGCCUUCGAGAAGCUGCGCCAGCGCCUACAUAGAGCCCCACUGGUGCGCCUGCCUGGACUGGCAGGCCAUCCCCGACUCGGACCCCAUCAUAGAAAGACUAGCCAGCGCACUGGCCCACACCAUAAACUCCUACACGGCCCCGCACCGCGACUUGUGCGACGUUUUGUCCAUAUCGCGAAUCUACUGGGUGAGCAAACUGCAGCCCAACGAGGACCUCAUCAAGUUCAAGCGGAACUCGGACACCGACGGCUUCGUGGCCGAUUUAUCGGCCAGGACGGCGCUGAAGGAGAGCACCUAUCAGCUCAAAGUGGAAACGACGCCGGGCGGCGGCCUGUUCGAGGCCAGCGUCGCGCACGAAUUGUCUUCGGACGCGCUGCGGUUGAAAAUCGGGGAUAUAAGCCGGAUUAACGUCUACGGGGCGCAGGCGAGGUGCGUGGAGGAUGAUCUGCCGCAUUUGAGGAAAUAUUGCCAUUGCAAGGGAUGAGUGGUUAGUGGUUGAAGUUACGAGGGGAUCCGAAUUUAUCUAUUUAGUGUUUUUUUCUGUGAUAAAUCGAUUGGCUGUCAUCCUGUUAAUUUUAGAUUCGAAUUGUGAUAAUUUUUCUUUUAUGAUUUAAAAAAAUGUUUGAAUUUUUAAUUUAGGUGUAAAGCGAAAUGACGAAUCAAAAGUUGAAGCGGAUCCUGUUCUAAGAACAGUACAUGUUUUAUUCGAAAAAAGUUUAUCAACAAUUUAAUUGUAAUUAUUAUAUCCCAUGAAAUGUAAAUUAAUCUAAAAAUAUUUUACCAGAUAUUUAUAUAGUCGCUUAGAUUAGCAAUUGUUAUGUACACUUUUACAAUACGUUUACAAUUCGUCAAAUUUAAUGUUUUGUUUAUAAAUAUUUUUAUAUUACAAAUUUAUCGGCUGUUUAAUUGUAUGUGCCAAAAUACUUGUUAAUUAUUUAAAUAUUAACUAAUAAUUUUUAUAACAUAUCAUUCUUUAGGCAUUUCUCAAAAAUACCUGUGAUUUAGUUGAAUGUAUUACUACUUAAAUAACUUUCUGUCAGCAUAUCCAGCAUUUAAUCAAUAAAAGAACUACGUAUAUCAAAAAACUAUAAUUUAAUUUUGAAACUUAGAAACAAUCUAACACAGAACUCGGAUUACAAUUUAUGAAAACCCCAUUUUUUAAUCGGGCUGUGGAAUCUUCCUCAUGUAGUUUUUGCCCGAUGGCAUAGCCAUUACAGUUACGAAAGGAAACAGCGUUUUCAUCUCUUCCUCCGGUACAGUUGGCUGAACCAUCACUUCAUCUCCUU